This is a messenger RNA of Thermothielavioides terrestris NRRL 8126, 1575 nucleotides long. RefSeq lists its product as uncharacterized. Lineage: Eukaryota; Fungi; Ascomycota; Sordariomycetes; Sordariales; Chaetomiaceae. The transcript has 2 exons. Bases 1 to 1575 code for a protein of 524 amino acids. The record is from RefSeq and is a predicted model, not a curated record.
AUGUCAGCUCCAACUGCAAUCCAUGGCGGCACGGCGCCGCUAGCUGCGUUAACAACCGUAUUUACGCCACCAUGUCCCACAAGCUGGCUCUUGACGACCACCAGGUUGCUGUCCCAGUACCCGGCUUUUCCGACGACGGGGCCAGCAUCGUGCGAUCCGCCCGCUUGGCCGACCAACAUCGCCAAGGCUGGUUUUCAGUAUUACUCCCCGGCCAUCUGUCCCCGCGGCUUUGUCGUCGGUCCCAGCUGUGGCAUCACCAAAACACGGACGGCCGAGGGCUUCCCCGCCAUUGCGCCCGGAGAGACUGCCGUGUACUGCGUGCCUAUCGGGUUGACCUGCACCACAGACACAUCUGACUUCCGCGGCGGCGUAUGGGGGUUCGCUCGUGAUGCGACAACGUCUGGCGCUGCUGUUACGGUUGGACCUGCGCUCCAAAUUCGAUGGGUCGAAGCCGACCUGACCAUGCUCGAGACACAUCCCCUCACGCCGGGUCUCAGGCUCGCGGGGACCGAAGCAGCAACCGGAGCCACGCUCCUGACGACCGUGAGGCCGGCAAGCACGAGCACGAGCACGAGCACGAGCAUGAGCGUCAGCGCGAGCACCACUAAUGCGCCACCGAGACAACAGACAGCAGAGGGCAACCAGGCCUCGCCGACCACUCUGCUCACAGACCCUAAGGCCGGGCCGGAGGAGAGCCUGACGCUGAUAUUCGAAACCGGGACGCCCAAACAAAGCCCCGGCGCGUCGAAUACCGCAUUGGGCGAUUCCAACGGCGGAGGAGGACUAGGAUCGCUAGACCGUGGCACGAGCAUCGCGGUCAUCGUCGUGGUGACUAUCGUGUCCGGAAUAAUCGUCUGGACGGCAGCGUUCCUCCUGAUGCGGCGCUACAAGAGGAUCCAGCAACGCACUGGGCCACCAUCGAGGGGCUCGAGGGGCACGAGGGGCUCGAGGGGCACGAGGGGCACGAGGGGCACGAGGGGAAUGAGAGGCAUCGGUGCCGAGCCGGAAAGCGGGCGUCGCGACCCGAGCGCACACUCGGGGGCAUCGAAGGCAACCGAGGCAAGUCCCGCGUCAGAGCUCGAGUCGCCCCCAGCUAUCGGCAGCACGCCAAAUCCGGCCGAGCUCGAAGGCGAUAUCCCCGUUUCGCCGCCAGCAAGACCAUGGCUGCACCAGAGAUCCUGGCUCCGAAGCCCGUCUCUGCGGCAGCAGCAGCAGCCGCCGCCGUACUCGUUAUACUCCCCACAGUCAAUGCCGUCGACCAGGUCAACGCGCCGGACGGUCCGCGAGUCGUUUGGCGAGAAAGCCAAUGACCCUGCGGCGGCGCUGCAUAGAUUGCAAAUCCCGAAUCCACUGUCGUUUGGACGGCCGUCGCCGGAGUCGGCAAGCCCGAGAAGACGAAGUUUUUGGUGGCUGCCGCGGAGCCCGAGGAGCCCAAGAAGCCCCUUGGCGGCAGCGCGGCCGAGCGCGCAGCCGCCCAAGCCAACACCAAAGUUUGAUCUGAGCGUGCGAGAUAGCCCGCCUGUGGAUAACAGCCAUGCAUACAGCGUUCUUGGCCAGACCGAUAAGCUGCGAUAA